AUGCAGCUCGAAACUCUCUAUAAGACAAUGUACGUUAAAUAUGUGGACAAUGCAAAAUUUGUAUCUCCCUCCACAUUGCCAGGCAUUAAUUUUACAAGGCGCUCCUUGGCUGAGAUAUAUCUUUUGAACACAGAUCUUUCGUACAAGCAUGCGUUUCUUUAUAUUCGUCAACUAGCGAUUCACUUGAGAAAUGCGACAACUUUAAAACGGAAGGAAAGUUUUCAAACACUGUACAAUUGGCAGUUCAUUAAUUCCCUGCAACUAUGGGCAGAAUUGAUUUCGAUGUCUAAGCCUCAAUCUGGUUUGCGGGAUUUAUUAUAUCCCGUGGUGCAGAUUAUUAUUGGGACUAUGAAAGCGAUACCAACUGCGCAGUAUUACCCACUGAGAUUCCAUUGCAUAUCGAUGCUGAUUAAGUUAUCAAAGGGCACUGGCACUUUUAUUCCAGUACUGCCAUUCUUGCUAGAGAUACUAAACUCCCAUGACUUCAACAAAAGGCAUAAACAAGUUUCAAUGAAACCUGUAUCCCUUACCUGUAUCCUUAGGUCCUCAAAGUCUCAAAUGCAAGAAAACGGGUACACUGACAUUGUGAUGGAAACCAUCUGUGAAUUGAUUCUUCAGAACGCCGCAAAGGACAGUCACUCCAUAGCCUUUCCCGAUAUCUAUGUGCCAUGCAUUGCGCAGCUGAAAAAAUUCUUAAGCAUAUGCCGUGUAGCCAACUAUUGCCGAAAAAUUAAACAGCUUCUCGAAAAACUUCAAGAGAACGCCACACACAUUGAAAAAUCAAGAUCUCGAAUCGUUGUAAACCUGAGCGAUACAGCACAAAUUCAAAAUUGGGAAAAUAACAUAAAAGCAGCGGGCACCCCUCUGACACAAUUCUAUGAGUCGUGGAUUAAAGUUCACGAGUCCCUUAAACUAAAAACUCUAACGCAGAAUGACGAAAUCGCAGAGUACAACUUGCCUACGCUGAAAAGAUCUAAGAAGCAAAAAAUUUCCAUACCACAGGAACAGGAUGAAUCUGAGGAAGAUAUUCUCAGUAACAACAAUCACCACUCAACGAACGGUGAUUCUGCAAAAAAAAUAAAAACGAUUGCAACGACUAAAAGUAAAAAACUGAUGGGACAUCCAAGGAUCAAUAAAAAUGUGGCUGUUGAUACGGUAAUUCCCAGUGAGGAUACGGACAUCGUUCGCAACAUGACAAUAAGUGACUGGGACUGA
Messenger RNA from Neodiprion fabricii, 1215 nucleotides. It is a transcript of the gene Noc2, whose product is annotated as nucleolar complex protein 2 homolog. The coding region runs from base 1 to 1215 and encodes 404 amino acids. Gene Ontology annotation, biological process: negative regulation of transcription by RNA polymerase II; ribosomal large subunit biogenesis. The transcript is spliced from 6 exons. Gene Ontology annotation, cellular component: Noc1p-Noc2p complex; nucleolus; Noc2p-Noc3p complex. Lineage: Eukaryota; Metazoa; Arthropoda; Insecta; Hymenoptera; Diprionidae. The record is from RefSeq and is a predicted model, not a curated record. Gene Ontology annotation, molecular function: histone binding; transcription corepressor activity.